AUGGUGCUAGCCCAGUCCUCCUCCACCCUCACCACCGGGUCCACGGAGACAACCACAAGCUAUAGGGCCAUCUUCACUGUCCCCUUUGACUCAGAUGACGGCCAGACGCUGCUGCCAAACAUCAAUGACCCCGAGGCUGUCGAUGUGCAGACCGUGUGUCCAGGAUACACAGCCUCCAAUGUGCAGACUUCGGACACGGGCCUGACCGCCGACCUGGACCUGGCCGGAGCUGCCUGCAGCGUCUAUGGAAACGAUGUUGCCAACCUGACCUUGACCGUCGAGCACCAGGACACAGGCCGCCUCAACGUUGCCAUCCAGCCUCGCUUUAUUGGCUCUGACAAUGAGACCUGGUUCCUCCUCCCAGAGGCCAUUGUACCCAAGCCAACCUCAAGCGGCGGCGCGAGUUCCAGCAACAGCGAUUUUGAGCUGUCCUGGACCAAUGACCCUACCUUUGCCUUUACCGUGACCAGAAAGUCUACUGGGGAUACCCUCUUCACCACCAACGGCAGCAAGCUUGUCUACGAGGACCAGUUUGUCGAGUUUGUCUCGCCCCUCCCGGAGAACUAUAACCUGUACGGCCUGGGAGAGACCAUCCACGGCUUCAGGCUUGGGAAUAACCUUACGAGGACCCUGUAUGCCGCUGAUUCUGGUGACACCAUCGACUACAACAUCUAUGGCUCGCAUCCCAUCUAUCUCGACACCAGGUAUUUCUCCCAGGGCGAGAACGGCAGCCUCGCCUACGUGGCCAACGCCACCGACACCUCUGCUCAGUACACGCCCUACACCCACGGCGUGUUUCUGCGGAACGCACACCCCCAGGAGAUCCUGCUCCGUCCUGAGGGCAUCACGUGGCGCACCCUGGGCGGCAGCAUCGACCUCUACUUCUACUCGGGCCCGUCAGCAACGGCUGUCGUCCAGGACUACCAGACCAGCACCGUGGGCCUGCCUGCCAUGCAGCAGUACUGGACCUUUGGCUUCCACCAGUGCCGCUGGGGCUACCAGAACUGGUCCGUCCUGCAGGACGUGGUCGACAACUUUGCCAGAUUCAACAUCCCCCUCGAGACCAUCUGGACGGAUAUCGACUACAUGAACCAGUACAGGGACUUUGACAACGACGCCAUACGGUUUGGCUACGCCGAGGGCGCCGAGUUCCUCUCCAAGCUGCAUGCCAACGGCCAGCACUACAUCCCCAUCGUGGACUCUGCCAUCUACCACCCGAAUCCGGAGAACGCGAGCGACGCAUAUCCCAUCUUUGACCGUGGCGUCGAUGCCGGUGCCUUUAUGCUCAACCCAGACGGCUCUCUGUACAUUGGAAGCGUCUGGCCCGGCUACACUGUGUUUCCAGACUGGGUGGCGGCCUCGCUGGGCACCACCAACGGCACAGGGGCCUUCAGCUGGUGGACGGACGAGAUGUCGCGCUGGCACCAGAACGUCUCGUGGGACGGCAUCUGGAUCGACAUGUCCGAGGUCAGCUCCUUCUGCGUCGGCAGCUGUGGCAGCAACAACGUCUCGCUCAACCCGGUCCACCCGCCCUUCCUGCUUCCUGGCGAGCCGGGAGAUGUCAUCUACGACUACCCAGAGGGCUUCAACCUGACCAACGCCACCGAGGCCGCCACCGCGUCCUCCCUCAGCGCAUCACAGUCCUCUGCCGCAGCAACAUCAACGUCGUCGUCCUCGCCCUCCUCCUCCUACCUGCGGACGACGCCUACACCGGGCAGCCGCAACGUCAACUACCCGCCUUAUGUGAUCAACAACGUCCAGGGCGACCUCGCCGUGCACGCCGUAUCGCCCAACGCCACCCACCACGGCGGCAUGCUAGAGUACGACUUCCACAACCUCUUUGGGCACCAGAUCCUCAACGCCACGCACCAGGCCCUGCUGGCCGUGUCCCCCGAGAAGCGGCCCUUCAUCAUCGGCCGGUCGACGUUUGCCGGCACAGGCAAGUGGGCGGGCCACUGGGGCGGCGACAACUACAGCCUCUGGGCGUACAUGUUCUUCGCCAUCCCGCAGGCGCUGGCCUUCUCGCUCUUCGGCAUCCCCAUGUUCGGCGUCGACACGUGCGGCUUCAGCGGCAACUCGGACAUGGAGCUGUGCAGCCGGUGGAUGCAGCUCAGCGCCUUCUUCCCCUUCUACCGCAACCACAACACCCUCUCCGCCGCCCCGCAGGAGCCCUACCGCUGGGCCGCCGUCAUCGACGCCACCAAGGACGCCAUGGCCAUCCGCUACAGCCUGCUGCCCUACCUCUACACCGCCUUCGCCCACGCCCACGACACGGGCAGCCCCGUCAUGCGCGCCCUGGCCUGGGAGUUCCCCGCCGAGCCCUGGCUGGCCGCCGCCGACAGGCAGUUCCUGCUGGGCCCCGCCCUCCUCGUCACCCCGUGCCUGGAGCAGGGCGCCUCCACCGUCGACGGCGUCUUUCCCGGCUCUGGAGACGGCGCCACCGUCUGGUACGACUGGUACAACCAGACCGCCGUCACCGGCGUCGCCAGGGGCCAGAACGUCACCAUUGCGGCGCCCCUGGGCCACAUCCCCGUGUACAUCCGUGGCGGCAACGUCGUGCCCACACAGGCGCCUGGCUUGACCACGAGCGCGAGCAGGCAGAACCCUUGGGGCCUGCUGGUCGCGCUGGACCUGACGGGGAGCGCAAACGGGACCUUGUAUCUGGAUGAUGGCGAGAGCGUGACGCCCAACGCUACCACAUGGGUCACGCUAUCUGCCACGAGUACAUCCCUCACGGCCACGCCCUCGGGAAGCUACGAGGACACCCUCCCCCUGGGCAACGUCACCGUCCUGGGCGUCUCAGCGGAUGUGACCAACGUCACACUAAACGGGCAGGCCAUCAGCAGCAGCGGGUGGUCCUACAACAGCGGGUCACAGCUCCUCAGCGUGACCGGGCUGAGCGACCUGACCUCGAACGGGACCUGGAAUGAGGGCUGGACACUGAGCUGGGGCAGCGGAUCCGGGUCUGGGUCUUCCAGCGGCUCGGGCUCGGCGGCCACGGCUACUGGUGGCUCAAGUGGCACGACGAGCACGCCAGUGAGCACUUCUGGAGCUGGGCGGGUGAGAAUGGCGUCUGUUUUCACACUCUUGGCUGUGUUUGUCUGUGCGGUGGUUGUGUUGUAG
This is a messenger RNA of Cryphonectria parasitica EP155, 3123 nucleotides long. RefSeq names its product family 31 glycoside hydrolase. The coding region runs from base 1 to 3123 and encodes 1040 amino acids. Lineage: Eukaryota; Fungi; Ascomycota; Sordariomycetes; Diaporthales; Cryphonectriaceae. Gene Ontology annotation, biological process: carbohydrate metabolic process. Gene Ontology annotation, molecular function: hydrolase activity, hydrolyzing O-glycosyl compounds; carbohydrate binding. The transcript is spliced from 3 exons. The record is from RefSeq and is a predicted model, not a curated record.